This is a messenger RNA of Coffea eugenioides, 504 nucleotides long. RefSeq names its product probable E3 ubiquitin-protein ligase XERICO. The coding region runs from base 1 to 504 and encodes 167 amino acids. The record is from RefSeq and is a predicted model, not a curated record. Lineage: Eukaryota; Viridiplantae; Streptophyta; Magnoliopsida; Gentianales; Rubiaceae. The transcript has a single exon.
AUGAAGGCUUUGGAAAAACUAUGCUCACAUUUUUACAAGGUGGCAGCCAUUAUCUUCUCCAUAAUACUUCCUCAAUCCAUAAGAUUAACAAUCUUGAUUAUACGUGCUUCCUGGAGCUGGUGCAGACGUACAAGCUCCAAGUACAAGUACAUGGCGGCAAUCAACAAGAAAAGCUCCAAGUUUGUUUACACAAAGGAGUUGAGAAGAUUGAGGUCAGAGCCACUUAUUUGCUCCAUCUGCUUAUCAGAUUUUGUGGAAGGAGAAGAGGGCAGAGAGCUUCUACAAUGCAAGCAUAGAUUUCACAGAAACUGCAUAGAGAAAUGGCUUCAGGGCUGGCAAGCUACAUGCCCACUUUGCAGGCACUUGGUGAUACCUAAUGAGAUUGUUGCAGAAUAUCAGAUAUCACAGAUUGUGGAAGAAAAUAACAGCAGUGAGGAGGAAUUAGCUCUUGUUUUCUUGUCUCCCCUGCACCUGCAUGGCAGGCUUCAUCAUGGGUUUUUCUAG